This is a messenger RNA of Eucalyptus grandis, 1378 nucleotides long. RefSeq names its product nucleolin. Bases 167 to 1135 code for a protein of 322 amino acids. NCBI's taxonomy places the organism in Eukaryota, Viridiplantae, Streptophyta, Magnoliopsida, Myrtales, Myrtaceae. The transcript has 3 exons. The record is from RefSeq and is a predicted model, not a curated record.
GCUCGGAUUGAUCGAUAACCCCGAUCGCCCCUGCGUAGUUCCAGCCGAUUCUUUUCCUUCGGACAGAUCGCCGCGUCUGAAAGCUCCGUGGGAAAAAUCGUCUGGGAAAUCCUUCGAUUUCGGCAUCUGGGCUCGUAGGUCUCGAAUCGAUACGGUGAGCGUUACCAUGGUUGGUGGAGGUGGCAGGAGGGACGAGGGAUCCCUGGUGAUCAACAACACCAACGUGUUUGCUGCGCUCGAGACGUUGAGGAAGAAGAAGAAGUCGGAUAAGGAUAAGGGGUCGAAGAGCGGCAAAGGGUCGUCGAAAUCGGGUGCCCAGUCGCAGGCCAAGGAGCCCGAGCCUCAGGUUUUCUGGGCCCCGACGCCGUUGAAGGAGAAAUCUUGGGCAGAUGUUGAUGACGAUGAUGAUGAUGAUUACUAUGCAACCACCGCCCCGCCUCCUGCAGUGUGGGGAAAGACGCCCCAGACCGAGGAGCAGCAGCCCGCCAAUGCAGAGGAUACAGAGAGUGAGGAUGAUAUUCUUGAUGAAGGGGAUGAUGAUUUGGAGGAAGAACAUGAGCAUGAACAAGAUGUUCCAGUACACCCAGAGCCAAUUGCAAUAAAGCCUGCUGAAGUUCCUGCUGCAUCCAAAGAGACGGAGAGACAGCUCUCCAAAAAAGAAAGGAAGAAGAAGGAGCUUGCAGAACUUGAAGCACUUUUGGCUGAUUUUGGUGUUGCACCGAAAGAGGACAAUGGCCAAGAUGAGCCACGCGAUGCGGUGCCAGAUAAGAAAGAUGCGGAGCCUGAUGGUGAGGGUGAAAAGAAGGAAAGUGCUCCUGGAGAGUCGAAAAGUGCCAAGAAGAAGAAGAAGAAGGACAAGUCUUCCAAGGAGAUGAAAGAGCUCCAAGAUCAGCCCAACAGUACAGAUGUCGUGAACGAACCAGAAACUGGAGCUGAACAGGUUGGUGAAGAUGGAUCAUCUGUUGACAUGAAAGAGCGGCUAAAGAAGAUGGCCUCAAUGAAGAAGAAGAAAUCCUCCAAAGAGAUGGAUGCUGCUGCAAAAGCUGCUGCUCAAGAGGCUGCCGCUAGGAGUGCAAGGCUCGCGGCAGCAAAGAAAAAGGAGAAAAACCAUUACAACCAGCAGCCAGUACGGUAAAGGACCGACUGUCAUUUGGCAUCUGCGUCUUAAACAUGUACUUUGUGCUGUUCAUAUGGCAAAUGGGAAUAAUCUUUUGGGCCUUGUGGCUCUGAUGUCUGAGGUGACCUUUAGUUGUAUUUGCUGUGAACUAGAAGAUUUUUCUUUUUUGAAUCUUGGAUUUGUUGUGGCUCCAUUGCCGUGGCCACAAACAUUUUGCCAGUUUUGCUUAUAUGAUUUAAAUUCAUCCUUGGGUGAGUGAUA